Messenger RNA from Taeniopygia guttata (zebra finch), 2852 nucleotides. The record is from RefSeq and is a predicted model, not a curated record. Lineage: Eukaryota; Metazoa; Chordata; Aves; Passeriformes; Estrildidae.
CGGCGGGGUCACGUGAGCGGCGCGAGGCAGGGGGCGACUUCCGGGAGAGAAACGGGACCGAACUGGGACAAACUGGGACUGAACUGGGCCAGGAUCCCGGUCGCCGUUUGGGAGUCCCGGUGCUGUCCCGGUGCCGUGCCGCUGUCCCGGUUUCCCGAUGCCGCUGCCGGUGGCGCUGCAGUCCCGUCUGGCCAAGCGGGGACUGCUAAAGCACGUGGAGCCCGAGCCCGAGGAGGAGAUCAUCGCUGAGGACUACGACGAUGCCCACGUGGACUAUGAGGCCUCGCGGCUCGAGGGGCUGAUGCCGCCCUGGUACAAGGUCAUCGACCCCACCUGCGGGCUGCCCUACUACUGGAACGUGGACACCGACCUGGUGUCGUGGCUGCCCCCCGGCGACCCCGGCGCCGCCCCCGCCCGCGCCGCCCGCAGGAACAAGGGGGGCACAGAGGCUGAGGAGCCCCCCGAGAAGGAGGAGGCGCCGCGGGAGCGCCGCGGGCACCGGCGCGAGGAGCUGGCACCGUACCCCAAGGGCAAGAGAGGCGGGCGCAAGGACGAGGAGCUGGACCCGAUGGACCCCAGCGCCUACUCAGACGCGCCGCGGGGCUCGUGGUCCACGGGGCUGCCGAAGCGCAACGAGGCCAAGACGGGCGCGGACACGACGGCGGCGGGACCCCUGUUCCAGCAGCGGCCGUACCCCAGCCCCGGAGCCGUGCUGCGCGCCAACGCCGAGGCCUCGCGCGCCAAGGACUGAGCCCACGGGGCCGGAACGGGGGGCUGGAACGGGACACCGAAACGGGACCCCAAAAUGGGACCCCAAAACGGGACCCCGGAACGGGAUCCUGAAACGGGAUCCCAAAACGGCACCCCGGAACGGGAUCCCAAAACGGCACCCCAGAACGGCACCCUGGAACGGGACCCCGGAACGGGAUCCUGGAACGGGACCCCAAAACGGGGCCCCGGAAUGGGACCCCAGAACGGCACCCCAAAACAGGACCCCAAAACAGGACCCUGAAUCGGGAUCCCAAAACAGGACCCCAAAACGGCACCCCGGAACGGGACCCCGGAACGGGAUCCCAAAACGGCACCCCGGAACGGGACCCCGGAACGGGAUCCCAAAACAGGACCCCAAAACGGGACCCUGAAAUGGGAUCCCAAAACGGGACCCCAGAACGGGACCCUGAAAUGGGACCCCGAAAUGGCACCCCGAAACGGGACCCCAGAACAGCACCCCAAAACAGGACCCCGAAACGGGACCCCAAAACACGACCCCAGAACGGGACCCCGGAACGGGACCCGAAACGGGAUCCCAAAACGGGGCCCCGGAACGGGAUCCCGAAAUGGGACCUGAAACGAGAUCCCAAAACGGGACCCCGAAACGGCACCCAGAAACAGCACCCCAAAACACGACCCCAGAACGGGACCCCGAAUGGCACCCCGGAAUGGGACCCCAAAACAGGACCCCGAAACAACACCCCAAAACGGCACCCCAGAACGGGACCCCGGAAUGGGACCCGAAACGGGAUCCCAAAACGGCACCCCGGAAUGGCACCCCAGAACGGGACCCUGAAUGGCACCCCGGAACAGGACCCCGAAACGGCACCCCAAAACAGGACCCCAAAACGGGACCCUGAAACGGGAUCCCAAAACAGGACCCCGGAACGGGACCCCGGAACAGGAUCCCAAAAUGGGACCCGAAACAGGAUCCCAAAACGGGACCCCGAAACGGCACCCAGAAACAGCACCCCAAAACACGACCCCGGAACGGGACCCCAGAACGGCACCCCAAAACAGGACCCCAAAACGGGACCCUGGAACGGGACCCCAAAACGGGACCCUGAAACGGGACCCUGAAACGGGAUCCCAAAACAGGACCCCGGAACGGCACCCCGGAACGGGACCCCAAAUGGCACCCCGGAAUGGGACCCCAGAACGGCACCCCAAAACGGGACCCCAAAACAGGACCCCAAAACGGCACCCCGGAACGGGACCCUGAAACGGGAUCCCAAAACAGGACCCCAGAAUGGCACCCCGGAACAGCACCCCAAAACAGGACCCCAAAACAGGACCCUGGAACGGGCCCCGGAACGGGAUCCCAAAACGGGACCCUGAAAUGGGACCCCGAAAUGGCGCCCCGAAACGGGAACUUCAAAAAUGGGAAACCUCAAAAGGGGGAACCUCAAAACCGAGAACCCCAAAAUUCGCAACCCCAAAACCCGGGAACCCUAAAACCUGGAAACCCCAAAACUCGGGAACCCCAAAAUGGGAACUUGAAAACCAGGGAAUCCAAAAAUGGGACUCCAAAAAUGGGAACUUCAAAAACGGGACUCCAAAAACAGGAAACCUCAAAACUGAGAACCCCAAAACUCGCAACCCCAAAACCCGGGAACUCCAAAAUGGGGAACCCAAAAACGGGGAACCCAAAAUGAGAUCCUGAAAUGGGACCCCGAAAUGGGGAACCCGAAAUGGGAACUUCAAAAACGGGACUCCAAAAACGGGAAACCUCAAAACUGAGAACCCCAAAACUUGCAACCACAAAACCCGGGAACCCUAAAACCUGGAAAUCCCAAAACCUGGGAACCCCAAAACUCGGGAACCCCAAAACGGGGAACCCCAAACGUGGCCACCCCAAAACCAGCAACCCCAAAUCCGGGGAACCCCAAAACCAGGGACCCCUCAGCACCCCCCGUUUCUCAGGGGUUCCCCCAAAGUUCCGGGGAGCCCCCCAGGCUCAGGGGGACCCCCAAAGUUCAGGGUCCCCCCAAAACCCCCCCAGACCCUCCAAUGUUGGGGUGCCCCAGUUUUGGGGUCCCCCCACUCCCCGUUCCUGCAAUAAAGGCGUCGCAGCCCCGGGA